Messenger RNA from Hypomesus transpacificus, 3143 nucleotides. RefSeq names its product cytochrome P450 2K1-like. Gene Ontology annotation, molecular function: oxidoreductase activity, acting on paired donors, with incorporation or reduction of molecular oxygen, reduced flavin or flavoprotein as one donor, and incorporation of one atom of oxygen; heme binding; iron ion binding. The record is from RefSeq and is a predicted model, not a curated record. Gene Ontology annotation, cellular component: cytoplasm; intracellular membrane-bounded organelle. The coding region runs from base 102 to 2894 and encodes 930 amino acids. Gene Ontology annotation, biological process: xenobiotic metabolic process. NCBI's taxonomy places the organism in Eukaryota, Metazoa, Chordata, Actinopteri, Osmeriformes, Osmeridae. The transcript has 17 exons.
ACGUUGGUGCAACCAGUAAACACAAUACUCUGCAUCUGAGUCGUGUUUGUGAGAGCAUUAGUGAGUGUCAAGUGUAAGGGUUCAGUGUUUAGUGUGUGGUGAUGUCUGUGUUGGAUAGUAUUGUUCUCCAGACUCCCAGCUUAGUGACUCUGCUGGGGACUGUGGUGUUUCUGCUGCUCCUCUACCUCCUCUCCUGCAGCUCUCAGGAAAAGGGGAAGGAUCCUCCAGGACCCAGACCACUACCUCUGCUGGGGAACUUACUGAUGCUGGAUCUCAAGAGGCCGUACCAGACACUAUGUGAGAUCUCCAGGGAAUAUGGAUCAGUGUUCACAGUUCAUUUUGGAUUGAAGAAAGUGGUGGUUCUAGCAGGAUACAAGACAGUUAAGCAGGCUCUGGUCAACCAUGCUGAAGAGUUUGGUGACAGAGAGUUACCUCCCAUGUUUAAUGAUUUAAAUAAUGGACAUGGGAUCCUGUUUGCUAAUGGAGACUCCUGGAAAGAGAUGAGGCGCUUUGCUCUCACUACCCUCAGAGACUUUGGGAUGGGCAAAAAGAUGAGUGAGGGGAAGAUCAUAGAGGAGUGUGGCAACCUGAUUGAAGUGUUUGAGAAAUAUGAGGGUAAAGCAUUUGACACAACACAGCCAGUUAAUUACGCUGUAUCCAAUAUCAUCUGUGCCAUUGUGUAUGGCAACAGGUUUGAAUACACUGAUCCUGAGUUCACCAAAAUGGUGGACCGAGCCAAUGAGAAUAUCAGACUUGGAGGCUCUCCAUCAAUGCAGUUGUACAACUUGUUCCCUUGGCUUGGCAAGUUUCUGAGUACUAAACGUCAGAUUAAUAAGAACGCUAAUGCCAAUAAAAACCAGAUCAGGGACUUGAUCAGUCGCUUGAAAGAGACUCUGAACCCUCAGAUGUGUCGAGGAUUUGUGGACUCCUUCCUCAGCAGGAAGCAAAACCUGGAGGAAUCAGGAAAGAAGGACACCCACUACCACAAAGAGAAUCUGACAAUCUCAGUCGCCAACCUGUUUGCUGCUGGUACCGACACAACAGGGACCACACUAAGAUGGGGUUUGAUGCUCAUGGCUAAGUACCCACGGAUACAAGACCAGGUUCAGGAGGAGAUCAACAGGGAGAUAGGAAGUCGUCAGGUCUUGGUAGAGGACAGGAAGAACCUUCCCUACACUGAUGCUGUCAUCCAUGAGAUCCAGAGACUGGCUAACAUCGUACCCAUGUCCCUCCCUCACGUCACCAGCAGAGAUGUCACCUUCCAGGGAUACUUCAUCAAGAAGGGGACUGUUGUGUUUCCUCUACUGACAUCAGUCCUGCAGGAUGAGAGCGAAUGGGAGAGCCCCCACACCUUUAACCCCGCCCACUUCCUGGAUGACAAGGGGAAGUUUAUCAAGAGGGAUGCCUUCAUGCCCUUCUCUGCUGUGACUCUGCUGGGGACUGUGGUGUUUCUGCUGCUCCUCUACCUCCUCUCCUGCAGCUCUCAGGAACAGGGGAAGGAUCCUCCAGGACCCAGACCACUACCUCUGCUGGGGAACUUACUGAUGUUGGAUCUCAAGAGGCCGUACCAGACACUCUGUGAGAUCUCCAAGCAAUAUGGAUCUGUGUUCACAGUUCAUUUUGGACCGAAGAAAGUGGUGGUUCUAGCAGGAUACAAGACAGUCAAGCAGGCUCUGGUCAACCACUCUGAGGAAUUUGGUGAUAGAGAGUUAACUCCCAUGUUCAAUGAUUUCAAUGAGGGACAUGGGAUCCUGUUUGCUAAUGGAGACUCCUGGAAAGAGAUGAGGCGCUUUGCUCUCACUACCCUCAGAGACUUUGGGAUGGGCAAGAAGAUGAGUGAGGGGAAGAUCAUAGAGGAGUGUGGCAACCUGAUUGAAGUGUUUGAGAAAUAUGAGGGUAAAGCAUUUGACACAACGCAGCCAGUUAAUUACGCUGUAUCCAAUAUCAUCUGUGCCAUUGUGUAUGGCAACAGGUUUGAAUACACUGAUCCUGAGUUCACCAAAAUGGUGGACCGAGCCAAUGAGAACAUCAGACUUGGAGGCUCUCCAUCAAUGCAGUUGUACAACUUGUUCCCUUGGCUUGGCAAGUUUCUGAGUACUAAACAUCAGAUUAUGAAGAAUACUCAUGCCAAUAGAAAACAGAUCAGGGACUUGGUCAGUUGCUUGAAAGAAACUCUGAACCCUCAGAUGUAUCGAGGAUUUGUGGACUGCUUCCUCAGCAGGAAGCAAAAACUGGAGGAAUCAGGAAAGAAGGACACCCAUUACCACCAAAAUAAUCUGACGAUCACAGUCGCCAACCUGUUUGUUGCUGGUACCGACACAACAGGGACCACACUAAGAUGGGGUUUGAUGCUCAUGGCUAAGUACCCACGGAUACAAUACCAGGUUCAGGAGGAGAUCAACAGGGAGAUAGGAAGUCGUCAGGUCUUGGUAGAGGACAGGAAGAACCUUCCCUACACUGAUGCUGUCAUCCAUGAGACCCAGAGACUGGCCAACAUUGUUCCCAUGUCCCUCCCUCACGUCACCAGCAGAGAUGUCACCUUCCAGGGAUACUUCAUCAAGAAGGGGACCACUGUGAUUCCUCUACUGACAUCAGUUCUGCAGGAUGAGAGCGAAUGGGAGAGCCCCCACACCUUUAACCCCGCCCACUUCCUGGAUGACAAGGGGAUGUUUGUCAAGAGGGAUGCCUUCAUGCCCUUCUCUGCUGGUCGCAGGGUGUGUCUGGGGGAGGGUCUGGCCAGGAUGGAGCUGUUCCUCUUCUUCACCUCUCUCCUCCAACACUUUUGUUUCUGUCCUCCACCCGGGAUAACAGACGAUGAUCUUGACCUCACUCCAGCUGUGGGCUUCACCCUCAACCCUUCACCCCACAAGCUGUGUGCCGUCAGCCGGGUCUGAGGAGAGAGUCACACAUUUACAUGAGGACUUAAUGUAUAUAAGACAAGUUUGUCUGGAUAAAGGAAGUAGGCAAUUUAGUCAAAGAAGAUACAAAGUCGAGUAAAAAAUAUUCGGUCUCAGUAGCGGAGAAUGUGAGAACUAUGACCUUUGUUACCUUUGACAUAAUCCACACUGUAACCAGAAUAAGAGCCCCAUUCAUGAUGUUUCCUCUGUACACUUGCAAGUAUUACUCUGGAAUUAUUGUCAGCU